This is a messenger RNA of Trichophyton rubrum CBS 118892, 1601 nucleotides long. RefSeq lists its product as uncharacterized. Lineage: Eukaryota; Fungi; Ascomycota; Eurotiomycetes; Onygenales; Arthrodermataceae. The record is from RefSeq and is a predicted model, not a curated record. The transcript has a single exon. The coding region runs from base 375 to 692 and encodes 105 amino acids.
UUUGUUCCGACAAGCUGUGGAAUCCGCCUGGAAAACGGGAGUCAAGCGCGGCCUCUGGCGCGGUUAUAAAGGGGGUGACUUGUGGGUCAUUGUAGCUUCUUGGGCGCUUUUAGGAGUGUUGCUGGAAAGAAACCCUGCAAAUAUCACAGACCAAGGAUUCAGGAAAUCAUUGACUUGGAUGAGAGGAGAUGGCUUUAAUGACCUAGCUGAGCGUCGUGCAAAGAAGAGCAGAAGAGAUUCAGCAGAGCAAACCAAGUCGUCCUAAAUAUCUAGGACGCCUAACCAUUGAUAGUAAAUGGAUACACCCCUUCAAUGCGCCACGGACCCUCGGAUCAUCUACUCUCGUCUAAGACUAGCUUAAUGUAUAAAAUGAGAUGCGCGAAGGUCAAACACCGGUAUUCUAUCACAUAAUUAACGAGAGGCUAUGCAAUAAACAGCAAUAUAGCAGAAACAACGCUGGAUACGAAUUCACUACACAUUCAAUGUCUAUCUUGAAAUGCCUCCCUAUACUUUUAUAUGUAUAUUUUGAGCUUUCCAAUUCUCCAAGUAGUAUGCCUCACCGUCUAGCUGGUUACGUUACUACUCAACCCGGUAGACCCUCCAUUCUUUUUGUAAAUACGAUUGCAGCCGCUUUGAAUACUGAGCUUUACCCAUCAGUAACUACCAGAAGCCCAGCCGUUGAAGGAUAUUGACUGAGUGUGCUAAACUUGUCUUCGGCUCGCUUGUUUCACUGUUCCUGACGGUCUGUCUCUUUUCAUCCCCAUUCCCGUGGUGCAUCCCGUAAUCAUUGAAAUAACCAAAGGCGCCAUCGCCUCCAUAAAAUUUCCUUUUAACUAGCGGUUUUGAGACUAUACACAGUCUUGAAGCAAUUGAGGAGGCGAAAUUCAAUAAUUUCAAAUCGAACAAAUGAGCGAAAAUUUCCUUCCUUCAAUGACAUUCGAAGACAUGCAAACGCGAAAGGGCCGACCAAGAUGAUACCGAAACAUAUGAUGCAUAGUCCCUAGGUCUUCAUAGACAGGAUGUGAGCGACAGCCCUUGAGUAACAGGUAACUAGUUUUCGAUUAAGAAAUCCAAUCCAGCGAUUUACGGAAGAUCUUCUCAGAGCGGGACUCGUUCAGCUAACUACUCCAGGGACUCAAUCAUGUGCAUAACUAGUUACAAGCUACAGACUUGUGUGCACAUAUAUGAAUACCCCCCAAGAUACCACAAAAAACUGCUCACUUUGUGCUUCAACAGUGUCCUGAUUAUCCGAAGACGGUGAAGAAGUUGCUCGACGGCCCUUGGCUAACCAGGGUAGAGUUAACUAAUAGAAUGAGCAAGCUUAAAAUAUAACCUCGUGUUGACUCUGUCAUGUUGGCAAACAUAAUCUUCUCUACAUCUCUAAUCACCGCUACCACGUCAGGUAUUGACUUGGAGAAGGCCUACGGUGCAAAUCGGAGAGUAAAUACCUGCAGGCUUCUCUCUUUUCAACCAAAAUGGAUGUUAAACCAGUUGCGGCAUGGGACCAGCUUGCCGAAGCCUGGGACAUGUUGAUGGGAACUCCAGGCAACGAUUACUACACCGCCGUCGAGCUGCCUGCAUUGGAACGCCUGGUACAGCCA